UCAUAGUCGCAAGCAUGCAGCUUCUCUUUACUUUCAUCUUCCUUUUCUUAACAUUCAUCCUCAUCAAAUCAAUCAUCAAAAAACUCAAUCAGCACCAACUCCAAUCGAGCAAACAAGCCCCAGGCCCCAAAAACCUCCCCAUCAUCGGCAGUAUUCACCAUCUUCUGGGCCGCCGUCCUCCCCACCGAGCCCUCCGUGACCUCUCCGCCGUCUACGGCCCUAUCAUGCGCCUCAAACUAGGUGAGAUCGGCGCCAUCGUCAUCUCCUCGCCCAAAGCCGCCAAAGAGAUCAUGCAAACCCACGACAUCAUCUUCGCCUCGCGCCCCAUCACCCCCACCAUAGAUGCUCUCCUCUACGGCGGAAAAAACUUAGUCUUUGCUUCAUAUGGGGAGUUCUGGCGCCAGAUGCGUCGACUCUGCAUCAAUGAACUGCUAAGCUCGAAGCGCGUCCACUGUUUUCGUGCCAUAAGAGAGAAGGAGAUCUCUUAUCUCAUCCAAUCUAUUAACGCAGCAGCCUCCGACGGCGCCCUCAUCAACCUACGCAGCGAGUUUGCCAACCUCACCAACAACAUCAUGGCAAUCUCUGUUGUCGGCGGACGAUGCGAGGACCAGAAGGCCUUCCUAUCAACAAUCAAUGAAGUCUUAGAGUUGCUUUCGGGCUUCUCAUUGAUCGAUCUAUUCCCCUCGAUGCCCAAAUUCAUCGCCCGCAUCGCUGGUUUUCCACAGAAGCUGGAGCGAUGCUGGUUGAAGUUGGACGGAAUACUGGAAAAAAUUGUUCAAGAACACAAUGUGAACAGUGCAAAAGAUUCCAUGGAAGAGGAGGAUCUCACCGACGUUCUCCUCAGAAUCCAACGGGAUGGCAGCCUCCAAAUCCCUCUCUCCAACGAUCACAUCAAGGCCGUCAUUAACGAUAUGCUCAUGGCUGGAAGCGAAACGACGGCGACUACCUUAGAGUGGGCAAUUUCAGAGUUGGUUUGCAACCCACACAUCAUGAAGAAGGCACAAAAGGAAGUGAGAGAGGCGUUCGGCAACGACAUGAGAAAGAUCAUAGGAGACGAGAAGUUGAUUAGUGGCAAACUUAGCUACUUACAACUCGUGAUAAAGGAGACGCUAAGGCUGCACACUCCGGUGCCCUUGCUGCUACCAAGGGAGAAUAAAGAGAGGUGCGAGGUGAUGGGCUAUGAAAUUCCUGCAAGGACAACAGUGAUGGUGAACGCGUGGGCUAUAGGAAGGGAUCCUAAAUACUGGGAAGAACCGGAGGUCUUUCGGCCGGAGAGAUUUGAGGAGAACAAUAUUGACAUGAAGGGAGCUCACUUUGAGAUGAUACCUUUUGGUGCUGGGAGGAGAAUUUGCCCAGGUAUGCAUUUCGGAUUGGCAACAGUUGAGAUGGCUCUCGCACAUUUACUGUACUAUUUUGAUUGGGAGAAUCCAGCUAAGAAUGGAGAGGAGCUUGACAUGAGCGAAGCUUUUGGAAUUGCAAUGAGGAGGCAGUCACCUCUUUGUUUGUUGGCCACUUGUUGUGCUUCACUCCCUAAGGUUAGAGAGUAACUUUGCCGAGACAGAAUAAGUAUUGUACUUAAUUAUCCUAUGUUGUA
Messenger RNA from Dendrobium catenatum, 1594 nucleotides. RefSeq names its product cytochrome P450 71D7. The transcript is spliced from 2 exons. Gene Ontology annotation, molecular function: iron ion binding; oxidoreductase activity, acting on paired donors, with incorporation or reduction of molecular oxygen; heme binding. Lineage: Eukaryota; Viridiplantae; Streptophyta; Magnoliopsida; Asparagales; Orchidaceae. The record is from RefSeq and is a predicted model, not a curated record. The coding region runs from base 15 to 1547 and encodes 510 amino acids.